AUGGAUAAGGAUACUAAAACAGAUCGUUUUGAUGGUACUAUCAUAAAUCGAGAUUUAGCAGAAGCUCAUUUCCUUUCAUUUUUGGACAUUUGUGAAUCUAAAGAUAUUGAUUACGAGACACUAGUUGUUGGUGACUUUGGAAAAGUUGUUUCAGCAUUCAAAUUGACUUUGAAAGCUUCAGAGAAUUAUGAAAAUGUUGAGAGAGUUUGUAAGAGGUUAAAUUAUGGUGAGAAUCAGAUUAAGCAUAAAUUGAUAGAUAUCUUGCCCAGUGAAUGUCAACAGUCUGUUGUCAUGACGACUGAUAAUAAUUCUACAGCUGAUGAUCUGGGGGUUUGUGAAUCUGCUCCUCAUGAACUCCCUAAUCUAGACAAAACCAAACCAGAUGUUGAAGUACAGAUUCAACUUGACAAUAGAAAUUUUUGUAAAGGGUUGUUACAAGAUGGAAAAUCUACACUAGUUCUUAUUGAUAGUGGUGCAUCAAGGUCACUUAUUUCUAAAUCCUUCAUAAGUUCAUCUUCUUAUUUAAGGAAAUUGCCAGUUUAUAAAUUGAAGGAACCAUUAAAAUUUCGAAUGGGUAAUGGUAUGUGUUUAGAAAGUGAUUAUUAUCUUCAUUUAGAGGUUCAUAUUCAAGGGUUUACAUUUGGACUCUAUGCAUAUAUUACAAACAAUAUGAUUGGAAUUGAUUUGGUCAUGGGACAGGACACUUUAGCUCAACUUAAUGGUAAUCUAAGUUUUCGUGAUAAUAUUUUUCGUUGUAAAACUAUUCCAUUCUAUAUGACUUCUGAUUUACACCUGAGGCCCAAUCAAAGUAUUGUUAAGAAUCGAGAUGUUCAUAUGGUAUCAAGUAAUCGCUUAUCUGAAGCAUGUCCUAAAAUUUUGUUGAUCAAAGUUACAUUAAGAGUGAAGAAAGUUAUUAGAGUAACCAAAUCUUUAGAAGAAAGAUAUAUAUUUCCAUAUAUGUAUCUGAGAAAAAAGUGUAUUAAAAGGCCUUUGAACAGGAUAGACUUUGUUUCAGGUUGUACCAUUACAGUUUCAUGUAGUACAAAUACAAGUACAGUAUGUAACGGAGUAUCUAGUCUACCAUGUACAACACACAAACUAUCUUGUCCUAGUCCUCUAGUAAUACAGAUAAUAAAUACAACAUAUGGUUAUAGAUCAGAAUGUUAUGUUAAUGGUCAUUCUAGUUGUGUAAAUACAUCAUGUUGUAAUGAAAAACCUAGUGAUUGUUUUCAACUAUUUUCUGAUGAUGAUAAACGAGCAGCAGGGAAAUGUAAUGGUAAAAAAACUUGUAAGUUAUCUGGAUUUCGUGAGGCUCAUGGCAUAGACUGUAGCGGAACAAUAAAUGCUUACAGUAAAAUAAAAUACGACUGUGUUAAUAAAGGUAGUGUUUUUUUUUUUUUGUAUUUGAUAGCAUAUCACUUAGACUAA
This is a messenger RNA of Lottia gigantea (owl limpet), 1428 nucleotides long. RefSeq lists its product as hypothetical. The coding region runs from base 1 to 1428 and encodes 475 amino acids. NCBI's taxonomy places the organism in Eukaryota, Metazoa, Mollusca, Gastropoda, Lottiidae. The transcript is spliced from 6 exons. The record is from RefSeq and is a predicted model, not a curated record. Gene Ontology annotation, molecular function: aspartic-type endopeptidase activity. Gene Ontology annotation, biological process: proteolysis.